This is a messenger RNA of Conger conger (European conger), 3377 nucleotides long. Its product is annotated as von Willebrand factor A domain-containing protein 7-like. NCBI's taxonomy places the organism in Eukaryota, Metazoa, Chordata, Actinopteri, Anguilliformes, Congridae. The transcript has 16 exons. The record is from RefSeq and is a predicted model, not a curated record. Bases 46 to 2649 code for a protein of 867 amino acids.
GAUCUCUCUCAUCUCAAUGUGUAAGUCGCAACUGCAAGCACACUGAUGGGCUGGACUCUGCAUGUACUCCUGCUGGGCCUGCUGCUGCCAGGGUUGCAGGCCUUUAAGCCUUUACUGGGAAACUCCAUCACCCACCGGGAGAUAACGGAGAUGGCCAUCCUGCGCAAAACCAUAGAGGUCUGCCGAGCAUUGGCCAUCGCUGAGGGGAGAGAUUUCCCCCUUCCUACCGGUGGAAGACUGUCUGCAUCUAUAGUGCAGAGAGCCUGCUCACCCAACAACGGCUCCCUGUGGUCUGCUGUCAAAUUCAAGGACUCCAUCAUCACAAUAUACUUGAGCAAUGCAGACGUGGAUGUCAUUUACCUUCUGAGUGAUCGGCACCACUUUCGAGGGGAGGAAUUCACAGGCAGCCGGGCCCUCAUCACAGAUGGCAUGGCCAGCAUAAAGGCCACUGUCCAGCAGGGGAACUUUAUCUCAGCAAGAUUUACUCUGGGGAAGAUCUGCCACACCCUGCAGGAUUUCUAUAGUAACAGUAACUGGAUUGAACUGGAAAACGAGCAUCCAAACACCAACCUGAUCCGACCAGAUGGAGGCAUCGGAUACAUAGCAGGCGAGAUCAACAAGGAUAACGAUGGAGCAGAUCAUGGACACCUGCAUCGCGCUGCCGCUGCGAUGGCUGUGGAAGCCACCAUGGAGCUGUUGGAGGACAUCCGGGGUGCUGCCGGGGAGAGCAACUUCCUCCAGCUUAUGGGUAUUAUUACUCAUUCCUCUGUGCUAUGUUUUGUGAUUGACACCACGGGCAGCAUGUCUGAUGACAUUGAGGCGGCAAAGAGGGUGUCAUUUUCAAUCAUUGACAAUAAGAAAGGCACUCAGGAUGAGCCAUCCUCCUACAUCCUGGUGCCCUUCAAUGACCCAGGAGUUGGACCUCUGACUCGGACAAGAAACUCCGACAUCUUUAAGCAGAGGAUUAAUGCUCUAAGUGCAACUGGUGGGGGUGACGAGCCAGAGAUGAGUCUAUCAGGACUGCUGCUGGCUCUCACCAGUGCCCCUGCAUUCUCUGAGAUUUUUGUGUUCACCGAUGCCUCGGCCAAAGAUGUUCACCUGAAGAGCACAGUCAUCGCUCUGAUUGAGAGCACCAAGUCAGUUGUGACCUUCUUGUUGACGAAUCCUCUCUUAGCUCGGCGUCGAAGGGACACUAAUGGCUUCAGAAAGAGUCGUCUGUACCAGGAAUUGGCCGAGGCCUCUGGGGGACAGGCCAUAGUGGUCACCAAGGACAUGCUGCCCCAAGCCACUGACAUCAUUGUGGACUCCUCUACCACAGGCCUGGUGACAGUUCUCCAGGUGGUGAGGAAUCCAGGAGGAACAGAUUAUUUCAGCUUUACAGUAGAUGCAUCCAUGAGGAACAUUACCACAUACCUCACAGGCAGCUCUCUCACCUUCAGUUUCACCAGCCCCUCAGGUGUGUCUCAGAGCAGUUCUGCUUCAGAUGGGCCCCUGGGUACAGUAAAGGUAGUAGGGAACCUGCACACGAUUCGCUUGGACACCCAAACCGGAUUAUGGGAAAUCAGAGUCACCUCAACACAACCAUACACUCUGAAGGUCACAGGGCGAAGUAGCAUAGAUUUUGUCUACAACAUUGUAGAGGACCUUGAGGGGUCGGGAAAUGAUUUCACCUUGAAAGAGGGUCGUCUCCAAGCAGGUGGGAAUGGCACCUUGUUGCUGUCUGUGGUGGGUGGGGAUUCCCUCACAGUGACAGAGGUGUCCCUGGUGGAUGUAUCUGGUUUGAGGGUGGAAAACAGCACCUUGAAGCCAUUGGGAGAAGGGGAUUAUGUGGUGUUUGUGGAGAAGGUCCCGGAUGAAAGUUUUGUUAUUCUGUUGAAGGGGGUGGAUGGGAUGCACCAGUCCCCCCAAAACAGCUUCCAGAGGCAGUCCAACACCCAACUGAAGGCUUCCAGCCUGACUCUGACAGCCUUGACUAAUGGCACCAUGGAGCCUGGGGUGCAAUUCACUGUUCCUUUCACUGUGCGGUCUAAUGGGAUGGCAGGACAUUACACCAUCCGCACCCGAGACGACAGGGGAUUCAUCACCUCUGCACCAUCCAGCCUGCUUUUGGAUAGUGGGAGAAGUGCUCAGGGGUCAGUACAGCUCAAGGCUCCUGGCAGUACACCCUCAGGCACAGACGUCACACUCACCAUUGAGGCUGAGUCCCCCAGUGGCGGCGACUCCAACUAUGCGGUGCUCCGCAUCACUGUCCUCAACCAGGUGACAGACUUCAGCCGACCUGUGUGCCAGGUAGUGAGUGUGAGCAGCAACUGCUCCAUGAACUGCAGUGAAUCGUGGUGGGAGCUUUCCGCCAGCCUGACGGACGGGAAUGGGACAGGCAUCCGAAGAGUGUCAUUCCGCUUGGGGGAUGGCACCCUUGACACCACCACCUCCCUGGGGGAGGGGGGCGUCAACAUCACCAUUGCAACAUACAAUGCCUCCUGCUGCUCGCCCUAUGUAGAGUUAGUGGCGGUGGAUGCCGUGGGUAAUGUGGGCACAUGCUUCCAUUCCAUACCAAGCCCUGCCCCCAGCCCCACCAGCAGUGCUACUGCCCUCAGGGUGCUACUCCUCCUCAUUUCCACUGUCCUCCUGGCUGGCCUUCAGGCCUGAACCACACACUCAGCAGCUCUAACAAUGAGGCUAGUAACCUGUGGGCACUCCUUAGAUGGCAAGUUGUACAUGUUGCAGCCACAAAUGAUCUUCAUAUCUUCUUUGCUUGGAAAUUAUUUUUCAUAAAUUGCCCUUCAAUUUGUCCUUCUUUAAGAAUACAUUAUGCUGGAAAACAAAAACAAUUAGUUGGUCAGCCAUAUUGAAUGUUGUAGCUUGUGGCAUUGCUGUGAUUUUUGUCAAGAGGGCAUUAUGAUUAGGCAGAUGAAUAGUACCACAAAUUAAAACUUUCAUCUUUCUUGUGCAAGAUUUUAUGAACAAGAUAUGAGAUUUUAUUUGUUUAUCAAUAUGCGACUUAAUUGUGCAAAUAAAUCACAGCCAGGGUGUAAAGGCCACACUCCACUAGACCGCAUUCAGACUGCAAUCCCCUAGACCACACUCCCCAACACUGUACUCCAUCUGACUGGAUUCCACUCAGCCGUACUCCCCCAUGUCAAUAAUCUGUUACAUCUGUAAACAUCUGAGAAUUACUGCUUGCAUUCAACUUCACUAGCCACUUUCACUGCCAAAUGCUUAAUGCAUGCUUAUUUGUACAUGGUGAAACCAAAUUGUACAUUAUAUCAAUAUACUUUAAUAAAAUAAUCUUUUUAAUGUCCCUGACAAAGUAUUCUUUGUCUUCAAGAGGCAACUUAAAAUCAGUCAUUCAGACCCUGAUUCAAUAAAACUGUAAU